Molecule: messenger RNA, 1548 nt
Organism: Alternaria postmessia
Lineage: Eukaryota; Fungi; Ascomycota; Dothideomycetes; Pleosporales; Pleosporaceae
Exons: 3
Coding region: 1-1548 (515 amino acids)
Biological process (GO): regulation of DNA-templated transcription
Molecular function (GO): zinc ion binding; DNA-binding transcription factor activity, RNA polymerase II-specific
Source: RefSeq, a predicted model, not a curated record
AUGAAGGUCAGAAAAAAGAAUCUCUGUGACACUUGCCGCAAACGCAAACUCCAGUGCGACGGAAAACGUCCAUCAUGUACUCAAUGUGUUUUCAGUAAUCGAACAUGCGAAGGAUACCCGGACGCCCUAUUUGUACCCUUCGUUGCCACCAAAGCGGCAGUAAAGCCAAGAACUGCGCGUCCAAAAUCGGUAUCGCGGACAGCACAGUCGGUCUCGACGUAUGCGCGAUGUCCCUCCGCUGCUAAAUCGGGUUCGGUUCAGGAUAAAGAUUCACCUAUACCUUCCCGAAACGACACCAAUUUAUCUGGUGGUUCGCCUUCUCCAAAUCGAUCUUACACCCAGGGUCUUGCUACGAUACAAGAUAAAGUCGCGUUAAUCUUGCGCAACUUCAUUCCCUUACACGAGUUGGAGUUCAACUCGGCAGACGCGACUGAGCAAUGCUCGCGGUUCUGCGGCUCCUGGGCGAAAGCCCUACCCGAGCUGACCGCUGAUAUGACUGGCCCUUUUGCUCAAUGUUUAGAUUCAGCCGUCAGUGCUUUAGCACUAUCCAUAACCGCUUAUCGAAAUCGCCAGAAUCUCCUAGAUGCUAUAGUCGCGCAAUACGAGGAGAGUCUUCACCUCCUAGGGCAGAGUCUUGCGGCUGCAGGAAACACUUGCAACAGUAAAAUUGUAGCAGCAGUUAUGUGCUUGGCGCUCACAGAGGUAUUGUCACCCACUCAGGAGUCCAGUUGGCUAGUACAUGUUGAAGGUGUCAGCAACAUGGUACAUCUUAUGCCGCCCGGAUCCUUCGCAUCUGGUAUCGAGCACAUUAUGCUUAUGGGCUUCAGGCCACUUUUGAUACUAAGAGCCUUCAUACAUCGCAAGCCCACUUUUUUCGCGGACGAACCAUGGCUCACACUACCCUUCCAAUACCAUCAACCUGCUCCAUUGCAGAGUUUACUAGGUGCCGCUGCACACAUCCCUGGUGUUCUGGAAAAAGUCGAUGUUAUUCUACCUCGUUCCUGCGAUCGCGCGGCAGCGACUGCUGAUCAACUCAUCACAGAGCUAUUGGCGAGCAUAUUACGCCUCAAGACGUGGCAUAACUCGUUCUUGGCAAGUACUCCGGAGGUACUAUACUGUUCUCGAAACGUAGAACACGAUUUUGGUGGUACUUUCGAAUCGCUAUGGUACCCAAGUCUCGGUAUCGCCAACAUGUUUGUCUACUUUUGGGCUUUCCAGCUUCUUUGUCUUAAUGAGAUUCGAGAUUUGUUGGACCGGUUCCCACAUUUGAAGCAUACGGUGCAUGAUGGCGCAGCAUACAGCGCAGAGGCUUUCCGAGAAGAGUGCCUUGAGCUUAGCACCUGCAUAUACAAGAGUAUGGAAUAUUUGUUACGGACAGAUUUUAUGUUGUAUGGAAUCUCGUCAGCAGGGUUUCCGUUGAGCAUAGCAUACAAGACGCUCCAGUCGGACGCUGAAGGUCAAGCAAUUCUGGAAUCACUCGACCACUCGAUCAUCACUCGGUGCAAAAUCAGGGGUGUGGGAGAUUGUGCAGACGGCCUUUGCUUAUGA